GUUUCGGUUAGAUGCGCGUAGAAAAAUACGGAGAAAAACGGCGCAGUGCAUAUUUCUUGCUAAAGGCGCGUGUGAAAAUUGUGUAAAAAUCCAAUGAAAACCCAAUGAAAAUGCUAAAUAAAAUGCAGGAAAUAGUAAUAACAAGGAUAAUUACAAAAUCGAACACAAUCAGUGAAUAACAAUAAUUGAAAAUUUGCUUUUGAAAGUAUUACGAAAAGUGUGAAAACCAUGAUACAAAUUUCCAGCACUCGUUUAUAUUUUAUAUGAUAGUGUGUGUGUAUAUGUGUUAGCAUGUACAUAUGUGUGUAUAUAUGUAUGUAUGUUAGGAAUAAAAGCAAGUGGAAGAAUAAGCAUUAAGGGUAUUUUAAAGUAGCAGUAUUGGAAUCGACGAAAGGAAGCAGGAAAAGCGUAUACGCUAGUCCAAUAAGCCAAAACGGGAGCUACAGGAAGUAAUGGUGGAUAGAGGAAUGCAAAAGUUGAAUAUCUCUGGAAGUGGAAAUUUUACAAAGGCGUGAAAAAAUCGGCAACGAAGAUCGAAGAAUACUUUAAACUAUAGACAACGGUUACCUAGAUGGUGUUUGCCUACAGACUACUCACUACCUGGCCGCCAUCUUUAUAUGAGCGAUUGGUAUUGACUGGCCAGCUCACCAACAGCUAUAGCGUCGGCGUUCAAAAAGGAGACGCGCCCUGCUUUUGUCCCCAAUAAAUUUAAUGUCAUCGUCAAUCGUGUUGCUUUCACCAAUACUUCAUUCCAUUACACAGCAUUUAGAAAGCGUAUUUUUGAAGUUGUUGUUGUUAAGUUUAUUGGCUACCGACGGCGACGACGACGACAUUCCUUUAAACAUAACAGGGUUCGUACCGCAUACACCAACUGUGGUUGCUUCCCAUGGGAAUCGCGCUACACUUCAUCAGACACUUUGACGCGUUUAUAUAAAGCAUAAAAAAUGGCGAAUUCCGCACAAUAAAAGUCGAAAAUAAAAAACAAAAAACAAAAAAUAACACACGGCACAGGUGUUGAAUUUUCCAUACGCCAACGCUAAAACAAUUAUGUGCGUGUUAUGGAAAUAAUCAACAAAUACAGCAACAACAAGCUAACAGAAUAACAACAACGUUCAUAUAUGUGUAUAUCAGCAUACAUACAUGCAUAUGUAUGUAUGUAUAUAAAAGUGAUGACUACAGCCAACGUCGCGAUAUAUAGAACGAUUCAAUAUUGGUGAAUAUCGGCAUAAAAAAUAGAAAAUAAAAGUAAUAAUUGCAUUUCGGCUGCACCCGUGUCAACUUUCACCUCAGCGGUAAAUUAAACAAAAAAGGAAAAACAACCACCAUCACCCAGCUGCAAAGCAGAAAAGAGGCGCCGCCGAGAGGGGCGGUAUCAGCUGUCAUUCAAGUAUGUGUCAUGUUCGCAAGCACAUUACACUAUAUCGCCACAAAUGUAUGCAAAUUAAAUCAUAGGAAGGGUGAACAGGAAACAAUAAGACCCAACAAACAGCCGGCUGCAAAUUCUGUUUGAAGCAGAUUAGAAAACAGAAGCAGCAAAAAUAGCAACACCGGUAAUAGCAGCAACGCUGCUACACGGAUUAUGGGCUGUGGACAAAGCAAAAUCCAUUUAUAUCCCAGAAAAUCAAAGAGCAAAGCCAAUGGAAAGAAAGGAGGUCACGCUGACUCAGAUGCAGAAACAGAUGAGGAUGAAGGUCAUGUUGAAGAUACUGAGAAGUGUCAAAAUCGAGAACGUGAAAAGAAUGACGAAAAUGACGAGCAAAGCAAUAAAGAUGCACAAGAUAGUGAUGAGGAUGUCUCAGUGUCACUACUACGAGCCAAAAAUCUGUCUUUACUUCAAAGCCAGGAAAUUUCCACGAGCCAACAAAACUUUUUUCGAAUGCUCGAUAAAAAAAUUGAAGAGGGACCCGACUACGAUUCGUCCAGCGAGACAGAAAUCGCACUCGAGGAGGCACGAUUGAACGCUUUGGUGCAACAUUGGGAAUCAGCCAGUUUGACUGCCUCUAUAUGCUCCUCCGCUAGCCGCUCGCUGCAAACGACGCCGAUUCGCCAAGCACCCAUUAAACAGCUGACAAUGCCCAGAGCCAUGCUCCAGCCCACAGUCGCUGUGCCGGUACCAAUAUCAAUGCCCAUUCAGCAACCAGUGCUGGCAACUGACUACCUUGCGCAUGGGUCAUCACCGGCGGCGACUCAGUUGUCGACGGCAGCGGUGGCGGCCAGCGGUGCGUUGAAACAUGCCCAAGCGUCCCAACAGAUAGUUAUUUCGCAUAUGAACACCAAAAUGUUGCAGCAAAUGACCGUAUUGCCACAAAUGCCCCUAAAUAUGAUGCCUGAAACUUCCGCAUCUUCCGCUAAUUCGUCCAACGCUCUAACACUAAUGCAGGCACCUAACCCAACACAGCAGGCGCAAUUCACCCAACAUUUACUUGUAAGUGGUUCACCGCAACUAUUGAGUGGCAUGAAGACGAAUGUUAGCCCCAAACGCCUAAUGGAUGGGCGAUUGCUUAUGAAUUCCAGUCCGCUUGCACAACAAAUGCACACUGUAUCAACUCCGCUAUCCAACGCAUACAUGAUUGGCACAGCACAGUCAACGGCAGUUGCAGCGGUGUCAGCUGCCAACACUUAUGCAAACGGUGGCACCGGUAGUAGUUGCACGCCACAACCUACAAUGCCCAUACAAAUGGCAUAUUAUGGCCAACCAACGGGGCAGCAGCAAUAUCAACAACAGCAUCAAGCAACUACUGCGGCGAUGGCGAUGGCCACAAUGACAAUGACGGCAGCGCAAAACGACCAACAGACUCCACAAGGCCAAAGUCAGCCGUAUUACGGUGACCAAAUGCAAAUGCACACGAUGCAGCCGCCGACGGAAUACAAGUUCCCACCGGCUAUCAGCGUUCAACGCCUAGCUCCACAAGUUCAGCGACAACUACGCGAAACACAAGAACUGAUAAAAGACUCAUGCCCACAAUUGUUUGCAGCGGGUUAUGGCGGCAGUCCCGGACCACCGAUACGAAACCAAGCCAAAAAUCCAAACCGAAGACCCACCCUGGAGACCCAAUUCUCACAGGAAAGCUCGUGAUAUCUAUCUAAUUAAAAGAAACUCAGCGCCAAAAUUAACGUAGACGUUCGCAGCAGCAGUUAAGCCCAGCAUUCAGUGCCCCGAAACUACGCCACUUGGAAAUCGUCCAAGCAGUCCAAAGAACUAAGAUAUAUAAUACAUACUAUAUCAAUAAGAAUGAUUAAGUAACAAACAUAGUUAUAAUGGGCGGACUGCGGCGCCAACACAAAAUGACUCUCACAUUCUCAUUUCGACGUUAUUAAUCCUAUUCAUAACCAAAAAAAACAUACAUACAUACAUAUAAAAAGUAAUGAUAUAUUGAAAAAUAUAUAUAGAGAUACAUACAUACAUAUAUACAAAUGUAUAAGAAAAAGCUGAAAAUAAAUUUGAGAAAAAUUUAUUUGAGAGCAAGAACUACAUGUAUGCAAAUCGAGUCAAAUUCGAACAAAUUAAUAAAAUAUGAAUAAAAUAAUAACAAAUGUAUGCUGGGAUGCAAAAGAAGUAAAGUAAUUUUUAAAAAUAUUUAUUUUAUGUAUUGUAUUGUACUUAGCAUUAUUUUAGUAUAUCAUAAUUUGGUGUAUAAUAGUUUUUCUUAUAAUAAAACUGAUUACGUUUAGAGCAAAACAAACAACAUACAAACAACACACAAAAUAAA
Molecule: messenger RNA, 3710 nt
Organism: Bactrocera tryoni
Lineage: Eukaryota; Metazoa; Arthropoda; Insecta; Diptera; Tephritidae
Gene: tow
Exons: 6
Coding region: 1580-3076 (498 amino acids)
Source: RefSeq, a predicted model, not a curated record